Kuraishia capsulata CBS 1993 is the source of this 1911-nucleotide messenger RNA. RefSeq lists its product as uncharacterized. Gene Ontology annotation, biological process: positive regulation of kinase activity; phosphatidylinositol biosynthetic process. Gene Ontology annotation, cellular component: endosome membrane; fungal-type vacuole membrane; PAS complex. Lineage: Eukaryota; Fungi; Ascomycota; Pichiomycetes; Pichiales; Pichiaceae. The transcript has a single exon. The coding region runs from base 1 to 1911 and encodes 636 amino acids. The record is from RefSeq and is a predicted model, not a curated record.
AUGAGUGUGAAAAACGGGGCAGAUAUCCUUGACAGACUGAUUAAGGAUAUCGUUUCAGAGAAAGCAGCAACAUAUGUUUCUGUCCUCCAUAAGCACCAAGAGAUCAAUACCAGUAACACUUUUGUGGACCAACGCGGGAAGACUGUUCACCUUCAUGAGCCCCAGACCCCGACUGCAUUUUCCAUCGAAAAGUUCAUUCCCGUCUUGGCAGAGAGGAUCUACGUGAUUAAUCCAUACCCUAGAAUGUUCUUGGUUUCGUGGCUGCGACUGCUGGAUGAUAUCCCAGAACUGGAGCUGAUAUCAUAUCUGCCGACCUUCUUGGGUGGCCUCAUAAUCUACCUCAGUGAUACCCAUGAGGACGUGAAAGUUGUCACAAACAGUCUUCUGGGGUUGUUUUUACAGGAUAUUAAAAGAAUCAUGGAUAUCAAGAAAUAUGUGAGCGAAGAAAAGGGAACCAAUGAUGCUGUCGCCGCAUCUUCAUCUCAAUCGUUAUCCCAGAACGCUGAAGAUGUCAAUGAAUCGGAUGGUCAGUUGUAUCUACAGGGCCAGGACGUGGAAAUAGACUUCCCCAAGAUCAUAGAAAUCCUCAUAUCCAACCUGGACUCGACGGAGGAAACCAUCCAGCUGGUUGUAUUGCAAUGGAUCGAGACCAUUUUGGACUUGGCCUCUUCCAGCUUCAUCCCGUUUGUUCCAAAAUUUUUGUCGUUGCUGUUGAAGGCAAUUGCCAGUGAUAGCACCCAGCUGCGUGAAAGUGCUAAUGCUGUGAAUGCUCAUCUGAUGAAGUUGGUAUCCACAAUGCUCAGUGAUAAUGAUUCUUCGCAUGCUGAGUUGAACUACGGUCUUUUGUUCAACCAGCUGACUCUGCACUUCAUGAACGAUAAAGAGGCCACAAGACUGGCUGCUCUUGACUGGCUCACAAUGCUUCACGAUAAAAGUCCCAAGAAACUGCUUGAACAUAGCGAUAAUGCUUUUAUGACUCUGCUGAAGGCCCUGAACGACCCCAGUGAUGCUGUGAUCGACAAGGAUUUGAAGCUUCUCACCAAAAUAUCAAACGAUAGCGAUGACAGGUACUUCAAUUCCUUUAUGACAGAUUUGCUGUCUCUGUUCAAGUCAGAUAGGAAACUGUUAGAGACAAGAGGGGAUUUCAUCCUUUCCACUAUAUGUGCCACUUUGAAUGCUGAAAGAAUAUACCGUUCGCUGGCCUUGGUGCUCGAAAGUCAGGUGGACCUCGAUUUCGUUAGCAUUAUGGUCCAGAUCCUGAACAACAACCUGAUCACUGCUCCUGAGCUUUUGAAAUUGCGCAAGGUUUUGACCUCGCACCUCAAAGAGGCAGAUGAAUGGUCGCUUUUUGAGGUUCUCUUCAAGAGUUGGUGCCAUAACCCUCCUGCUGCCCUGUCUCUCUGUCUUCUUUCACAAAAUUACGAUAUCGCGUUUGCUAUCGUGGAGAGCUUAGUGGAAUAUGAAAUAACUGUCAGUCUACUAGUCCAGCUAGAUCUUUUGGUACAGCUCUUGGAAAGCCCAAUCUUUGCAAAGUUGAGGAUGCAGCUUCUCACGCCAGAGAAGAACCCAGACCUCUACAAAUGUCUGUAUGGGAUUCUGAUGAUAUUGCCGCAAUCAUCUGCUUUUACUACUCUUCGCAACAGACUGAGCAUGCUCACUCAUACGGGUGCUCUAUACAGUAUGCCUACUGCCCAGAAGGUGGGUAAAGAGAAAAUAGAAAGGACUAUCCAGUUGAUGAAGCAUUUCAUUAACGUUCAAGACAAGUAUGAGGAGUACAGGAGUCAGAAGAGGAUUCAGACAAACGUGGGAAAGAUCAAUCGGGGAUUGAAAGAUUUGCGAAUCUUCACUCCGAAGCCGCAUUUUAGUGAGGACCAAAUUUUAGGAGCGAGCUCACCAAAGAACAGUCGAUAA